GUUGCUGCGGAGAUAUGGGGUGCCCUGCGGGCUCUGGAGACCUUGAGCCAAUUGAUUUGGUGCUAUCCCAACAGCGAAAUGGAUGGCCCGAGUUAUGACUUGGCCGUCGUAACAGUUACUAAGAAAACUGAGAAGUUGUAUUGUGUUAGUGGCGUUCCUGUAAACUGUCGUCUCAGUGAUACCGUCGAGCAUUCUCUUGACGAGGACAUCAAGGAAAGGCAGCUGCUAUUCUUGUUCCUCUUCCCUGGUGAAUUUUAUGCUAGGGAAGAGUCUGUUGAGCAAGUGAUAACAGUUUUUCAGUAUGGUUUUCUGGACGAUAACAAACAUGUCUUCAACGUAACGACACUAAAAAGCCGGCUCAUAUUGGGUAAAAGCAGUGCUUUCUAG
Messenger RNA from Dibothriocephalus latus, 387 nucleotides. The record is from the annotation of a GenBank genome assembly. NCBI's taxonomy places the organism in Eukaryota, Metazoa, Platyhelminthes, Cestoda, Diphyllobothriidea, Diphyllobothriidae.